Cyprinodon variegatus (sheepshead minnow) is the source of this 1918-nucleotide messenger RNA. RefSeq names its product chromosome unknown open reading frame, human C20orf24 (gene rab5if). The coding region runs from base 189 to 572 and encodes 127 amino acids. Lineage: Eukaryota; Metazoa; Chordata; Actinopteri; Cyprinodontiformes; Cyprinodontidae. The transcript is spliced from 4 exons. The record is from RefSeq and is a predicted model, not a curated record. Gene Ontology annotation, biological process: mitochondrial respirasome assembly.
UCCGGCUCCCCUUUCACAGUUAGCGAGAGAAAUCUGUCACCUCAGCAAAGCCAAGAACCCUGUAGUAGCCUUCAAUAUUCGCGAACUUCGACUGCAUUGAUCAACGUCGGGGAGUUAACUCUCAGGCUACGUGCUUUUAGAAUCCGUUUCUAGCUUUUUAACGCCUGUUGAUAGAAAGUAGGAGCAGAAUGGCGAGCAGUUCUAAACGGAAAGAGGAAAGUCACCUGCUGAAUGGGGCUGUGAAACAAUCCACAUGGAGCAAAGCCUUCUCCGGUAACGCUGUUUGGGAAGAAAAGGAUGAGUUUUUGGAUGUGAUUUAUUGGCUCCGACAAAUUAUUGCUGUUAUCCUUGGUGUGAUAUGGGGUGUUGCACCUUUGAAAGGAUUUCUAGGAAUAGCAAUUUUCUGCGCCAUCAAUGCGGGGCUCCUGUACCUAUACUUCAGUAGCUUUCAGCAGAUUGAUGAAGAAGAGUAUGGAGGCACAUGGGAACUCACCAAAGAAGGCUUCAUGACAUCUUUUGCCCUUUUCCUGGUGGUGUGGAUAAUCUUUUACACAGCUCUUCAUUUUGACUGAGAGAUGCAUGAGGAUAUAAAUAAGAACAUUUUUGUUAAAGUAAGUUGACGGACUGAAGAACUUCAAAAAGUGGGGGUGUGAGUGCUCUACACUAAGACGUCUCUCUCUGUGCAGCAUUAUGGGAAUGCUAAAUAUCGCUAAAUGACAUCCAGCAAGAACACAGGGAUGAAGACGUUCAGAUGCUGUACAUCUUUUUCAUUUGAGACUUCUGUUUUUUUUAAGGACAUAUUUCAUUAUACUUCCCAAAUUGUUUAUUUCUUCAUGUGUUCAUGAAAAAAGAAACAAACACUAAAGUUGCAGAAGGUAAAACGUGUUUUAGGCAGGUUACAUUUCUGUUGGUUUCGUACAGUACGAUUAUGUGAAACAGCUCGAUCAGCUUACUUCAAAUGUAUGACUGACUUGAUUUCAGACUUUAUAUACUGCAAAGAUAACAAGCGAUGGCUACCAAUUUCUGUUUAUCGGUUAUAGGUGGCUCAGUGAAGUUUUAGGCAUAGGACAUUAAACACAAAAGUAUCAUUUCAAUAUAUGGGUUCAGUCUGUGAAUUAUUUUAAAUUUAAUGUCAGAUAAAAGAAACUACCGUUCAUAUAGUAGAAUAACUCUGAAUCUUGUCUUUUAAUCCCUGCUCUGAAUUUUUUUACAGCUAAAUUAUUUUUGACUAAAUAAGUCGUGAUUACCAGUUAGUGUGUUUCUUUAGAUUAAAGGUUAAUGUAGUUUGUCUUUAAGAGCAAAAUGUAAUUUAAUUCGAUAUUUUUUCUUUGGGGCGGGUGAUCAAAUGUUUGAUGUCUAACAAAAGUAAAAGCUGUAUUCAGACAUGGCUUAUAAAUAACCUCGAACAUUAAAACGGAUGCUGUCACACUGGUUUGCUCAUAUUCAGUUAUGAACCAUUCCCCUAUCUGAGCAAAGUGGGGAAAAACAUGUUUAUGUUUUGGAUGCAAACUUUGAUCAAUUUUAUUUUAAGCUGAAACUGAUCUGUUUACUGCCAUGCUUUCUAUUUGUCUGCCAUUAUUAAAACAGUUUAGAUUAAAUAUUUUUUUUUUUUUUGAAAAUGUAGCUUUUAGAUUAGUCUUGUCUAUUUGGAAAUGUAUUUAAAACUCUAAAGUCUUUAUCUUCUUUUCUUGUCAAAUCCCAACUUGUAUUACACAGAUUUGUAUUUAUGUUAUGUCUCUUCUGAUGUAACAAUUCUCAGUAUUUUCUGAUGAGGAAUGUCUGAGAGCAGUUCUUGCAACGAUGUGAUGAUGCUGUUGUUCAAUAUGCAGCUGGUGUUGGAAGGGAUUGUAUUUUCUGAUCAAAUCUUUUUGGGAAUCAUUAAACAUGGGCUUCAUUUGGCCUUCAUUUUCAGAGACAU